CUGUGUCGCAGUUAGUUUCCUCCGUCGGAAGCUCCAGCUGAAGAUGAAAGGCUGAGUUGAGCAGCAUGGAUCAGUGUGAGGACAGAGGAACCACUCUGUGUGGGGAACAGGACCACCAGACCAAAGCUCAGAGCCCAGAGCAGCAGCUUAUACCUGACUCUCCUGGACCUGGACCUGGACCUGGAAUGGGACCUGGACCUGGACCCCGCUGUGUGUCCAUGAAGAGUGACCGGUCUAGGGAUUUGUCUAUAACCUUCAAAGAUGGACGUCACUCUGUUGAUCCAAGAGUGGACCAGGAGAGCUCAGAGUUUCCCAGUGGUCAGUCUACCCAGCAGCAUCAAAAGCACAUAUUUAGGCGGCUGGAGGACGACAUUGUCAUGUUUGUGAAGAACGAGCUGAAGAAGAUCCAGAAGGUUCUAAGUCUAGAUUACCCAGAAUGCUCAGAGAGUCAGAGAGAUGAGGCAUUUCUAAAGAUCACACUGCACUUCCUGAGGAGAAUGAAGCAGGACGAGCUGGCUGACUGUCUGCAGAGCAGGAGUCAUGCUGCAGGUGGUAAUCUUAAACUCAAAUCUAAAUUAAAAAAGAAGUUAGAGUGUGUGUUGGAGGGGAUUGCUAAAGCAGGAAACCAAACCAAUCUGAAUCAGAUUUUCACAGAGAUCUACAUCACAGAGGGAGGGACUGCAGAGGUCAAUGCUGAACAUGAGGUCAGACAGAUUGAAACAGCAUCCAGGAAACCAGACAGACCAGAAACAACAAUCAGAAGAGAAGACAUCUUUAAAACCCCACCUGGAAGAGAUGAACCAAUCAGAACAGUGCUGACAAAGGGAGUGGCUGGCAUCGGGAAAACAGUCUUAACACAGAAGUUCACUCUGGACUGGGCUGAAGACAAAGCCAACCAGGACAUCCAGUUCACAUUUCCAUUCACCUUCAGAGAGCUGAAUGUGCUGAAAGAG
Messenger RNA from Perca flavescens (yellow perch), 953 nucleotides. Its product is annotated as NACHT, LRR and PYD domains-containing protein 3-like. The transcript has 7 exons. Lineage: Eukaryota; Metazoa; Chordata; Actinopteri; Perciformes; Percidae. The annotation marks the transcript as partial. The record is from RefSeq and is a predicted model, not a curated record.